UAUUAAUCUUAACAGUAUAAAUAAGUGCAGAGAGACACCAGAGACAUCAGAGCGUGGAGACACACUGACAUCAGGAUCUUCAUCAGAUCACUUCUGCUGAAAUCUGACCAUGAAGCUGGUUUCAGUCUUCCUCGUCCUGCUGGCUCCUCUGUUGACCAGCUGCCAGAAGCUCCUUCUGCCGGUAGACUGCGGUGACAUUUAUAAUGAUGACAACAGCCGACCCAGUGGAGUGUACACCAUCUAUCCCAUCGGAGCCACGUCUGCUGUCCAGGUGUACUGUGACAUGGUCUCAGAAGGAGGACGGUGGACGGUGUUCCAGAGGAGGAUGGACGGCACGGUGAACUUCUACAGGGGCUGGGAUCAAUACAAGACCGGCUUUGGUAUCGCUGCUGGAGAGUACUGGCUCGGUCUGGAGUCUCUCUACCACCUGACUCUGAAGAAAAGGUACGAGCUGCUGGUCGACAUGGAGGACUUUGAAGGAAACAAAGUGUUUGCUCGUUACUCCUCAUUCUCCAUCGACUCUGAGUCCUACGGAUACAGACUGCUUGUUUCUGGAUUCAUUAAUGGAGGAGCAGGUGAGGUUUCCACAUUAAGGACGAGAUUUUCAGCCAUUAAUGUUGUGGAGCGUGACAUUGGUUCAUGA
Messenger RNA from Sander lucioperca (pikeperch), 643 nucleotides. Its product is annotated as microfibril-associated glycoprotein 4-like. The record is from RefSeq and is a predicted model, not a curated record. The transcript has 5 exons. Bases 110 to 643 code for a protein of 177 amino acids. Lineage: Eukaryota; Metazoa; Chordata; Actinopteri; Perciformes; Percidae. Gene Ontology annotation, biological process: elastic fiber assembly.